This is a messenger RNA of Drosophila yakuba, 8049 nucleotides long. RefSeq lists its product as uncharacterized. Gene Ontology annotation, biological process: cell fate commitment; regulation of transcription by RNA polymerase II. Gene Ontology annotation, molecular function: RNA polymerase II cis-regulatory region sequence-specific DNA binding; histone deacetylase binding; DNA-binding transcription repressor activity, RNA polymerase II-specific. NCBI's taxonomy places the organism in Eukaryota, Metazoa, Arthropoda, Insecta, Diptera, Drosophilidae. Bases 981 to 4676 code for a protein of 1231 amino acids. The record is from RefSeq and is a predicted model, not a curated record. The transcript has 6 exons. Gene Ontology annotation, cellular component: cytoplasm; nucleus.
CGCCAGCGGAAAGCGCUUUUCACAACCCUCUCUAGCUGCGAACUUUCCGAGCGAGAAUUUGAGAAUCUUCAACGGGAUGCAAUGGGUAUUGGUGCAAUGCCGGUUGUUCUCUGUGUGUAUGUGUGUGUGUGUGAGUGUGUGUAUUUUCUAUGUAUGGGGAAAUUGCAAUUUUGAGCUUUUUUGGGGUCUACGCCGGUUGGAUGUGGGUCAGUAGUAGGAACUCUCGGUUGGCGGCGUCAACGUUUCCCUAGCUCUUCUACACAUUGCAACCGAAAAAAAUAAAAAAAAAACCAAGAAAAUAUCUUAUAAAUAUUUCUACUUCAAUCUUUGUUCGGAUUUUCGUUGUCGUUUGCCGCAGAUGCGUUUACAUUUCACUUCCGCCUGGCGAAUUUCGACGGUACACUUGAAUGUCGCAGUGCAAAAUGCAGUAGAAUGCUGACCGAGCAGCAGGAGCUCCGUAGUCUCCGUAGUUUGUCAAGCCAAGCCGGAGGGCUCCACAGCCGGAAAAUUAUUCCGGGGCGGGCGGCAGGCCACACGGCGUAUGCGUAACGAGAGAACGAAACGGAAAGUGAUGCGUAAUUUGCGGGCCCAGCCAACUAAAAUUAAAAUAAAACUCAAAAUACAAAAUAUCGGUAAUUAGUGCAAGGCAAAAUAUCCAAAGCCCGCCAGCAAUUAGCAGCUAUAUAAUAAUUAAAAGCCCAGCAAAAAGAAAAAACGCGUAUUCUUCUAAAUAGAAAAAAAAAUGGAAACCAAUGUAAGGGAAAAGCUAGUUAAUGCAAAACGAGAGUACAAAGCGCAGCAAACGGCGGCCAAAUGAAGAAGAAUAAUUCAAAUCAAGUAAAACUUCAACCACAAACAACUAGCAGAAUAAGCAGCAACCACUGAACCCCCACAUAUAUAUAUAUAUAUAUAUAUAUACAACCAGCACAUAUAUAUAUAUACACAGUGUUAGCUGAGCAACAAUCCUAGCUAUAGUCGCCAUGCAUGGACAUCACAACCACAACCAUCUGCCGCAGCAGCAGCAGGCACAAAACCAGCAGGAGCAGCAGGCGGCGGCCAUCAUGAAGGCAGCCAACCAGCCCCACCAGCCGCACCAGUCCCACCAUCCCGCCCACAGCCAUCCGCUCAGCCAUCCACAUCCACAUCCGCAUCAGCAUGCCCAGCCACAUCCGCAUCAGCAUCCACAUCCACAUCCGCAUCCGCAUCACAAGCUGUCGGCGAGAAGGGCGCGCAGUCGGAGUCGAAGUCGCAGUCCGACGCCGGAUGGCAAUCAGGACUACGAUGUGACCAGGAUGCGGGAGGAGGACUUCGAGCGGCUGGCCGUUUACCUGGUGCCGGAUGUCCAGGCGGAGCGAGGACUGCCCAAUCGGGCGGACAAGACGCUGCCGCGCAGCCUGACGCUCAAGUCGUCCAUGGUCUACUCAACGCCAAAUGUUAAGACUGAAGGAGUUUGGAGCAGCGGGGUCAUCCCACGUGGCACUCGCUUUGGCCCAUUCGAAGGCAUUCCAACCUCUAAUUAUCCCAAUGAUAAGAAUAAGGCGCGCUAUUUCUGGCGGGUGCAGGGAACACGCCACAUAACCUACGGGAAUAUUAAGAUCUUCAAGGACGAUGACUACUAUUACUUGGAUGGUUCAGAUCGCUCGCAGUCCAAUUGGAUGCGCUAUGUGGCCUCCGCUUAUAGUUUGUCCGUAAUGAAUCUGGUGGCGUGCCAGCACCAGGAGAACAUCUAUUUCUACACCACCCGCGACAUUCUGCCCAACGAGGAGCUGAUGGUGUGGUACUGCAAGGACUUCGCCAGUCGCCUGGGCUACGAUGUGGAUCCCGAGACGACGAUCUUCGGUGCCUGCAAGCAGGCGGUGGAUGCGGAGGAGGAGGCGGAUGAGGAGGAGGAGGAGGCGGAGGGUGAGGAUGGCAAGCCGCGAUACUCGAUGCCAGCUCCGGAAAUUCCACCCGAUGUGGCCGUUAGUCACAUCACCUACGUCAUGGGUCUCCAUCUGCCUGUGGGAGCGGGAAGUGGCCCGGCCAAUGGAUCGGUUGCGGGUUCCGUAUCCGGUGCCACGCCUCCGCCCCCAACUGCCACGCCCUGCUGCCGCCGCUCCAGUCCACCCGCCCACGUCAGCACCACCAGCUCCAACUGCAACUCCCACCACCCGCACAUCCAGCAUGGUCGCCAUGCCUCCGUGAUCAUUGGCCAGGAUCGCUCGCCAUUGGCCAGCAGUGACAAGGAUACGGCGGGCUCACCUCUGUCCGGUCUGGACCAUCAGAUGACCCCGCAGGAUGGCAGCGUGCGGUCUGUGAGAUCGGACGAGGGCUAUCACAGCAACGAGUGCCACGAGGAUGGACUCACACCACCCGAGGAUUCCAGCGACAGCGAGAGCGAGCAUAACUAUGUGCUGGACUGCUCCAAGAAGGCAAUUGCGCCCAAGGAGACAGUGAUUGCCCAGGCCCAAAAGCCCAGCAGUUCUCCGCCGGCCGUGGUUAUGGCUAACACCACUACCAACUCGUUGAAUAGCCACAAUUCGCCCACUGCGACGCCCAUUUGCGAGACGGACAAGAAUGAGUACAGAAAGUUCAAGGUGAAGAUGCCGCUGAAGUACGAGUUCAAGAACAAGAGCUGCGUGAAACAGGAGCCCAGUCUUAAGGAAGUCGACCAGGAGAUGUCCAUGCCGCAGGAGGAGGAGGAGGAUCAGGUGAUGCAUCCCGAGCCCGAUUCCAUAUGCCCAUCGACCACCACCCAUCUGGGCGAUGAGCACAUGCUGAUGAUGGAACGGGAACGCGAAAGGGAGCGCGAAAGGAUUCAGGAAAGGGAACCAUCCAACCAGCAGCCCGCCUCCUCCACGGUCAUCGUGCUGGAGCACAACUCCGGCGGUCAGGCUCGCACCAUUGUUCCACUGAGUAAACCCUACUACGAACCAGAUCCACCAGGCGAACGCUACAUGCGAUUUGGCCAGCCCUCGUCCAGCAUCCUGGAGACCAUCCUCACCAGCCAACAUCGCUUGGAGGCGGCCGCUGCUGCGGCAAAUGCCUGUCGCCAGGCCAAUGCCGCUACACCACCGCCCACUUCACCCACGGAGAUGGCCUACAGCUACAAGAAGUCGCAGCGCUACGGCAAUGCCGUCAGUCCGGACAGCAGUUCCAAUCUGGGACAGAAUCCCGAGCAGCUGUCCUCGUCGGCAGUGGUGGUCGGUGAACAGGAGAUGACCAGGGCCACGUUGAUCAAGGGCGAGUGCUCACCACCACCGCCCAGCCAUCAUCAUCACAAUGUGAUCUUCUCGCCCUCGAGACAUGCUGCAUAUCUGGGUGCCGGCGAAGCGGGUGGACACUCACCGAGUCCCGGCUAUCCUGGCUAUCCCCACUAUGGAGCUGCAGCCACCUCGACGUUUCAUUCACCACCACACAGCUCCCAUUCCCCGUUCGAUCGCCAGUCGAAUGCGUCCAGUGGUGCCGGUUCGGCCACCAAUUUGCAUUUAUUGCAAACCAGCACCCAGAUGCUAAACCAUCCGCUGAUGCAGCCCCUCACUCCACUGCAGCGUCUGUCACCGCUGAGGAUUUCUCCACCCAGCAGCCUGAGUCCCGAUGGCAACUCGUGUCCGCGCAGUGGCAGCCCUUUGAGUCCCAAUUCCUUGGCCUCCCGUGGCUACCGAUCCUUGCCCUAUCCGCUGAAGAAGAAGGAUGGCAAGAUGCACUACGAGUGCAAUGUGUGCUGCAAGACUUUCGGCCAGUUGAGCAACCUGAAGGUGCAUCUGAGAACGCAUUCGGGCGAAAGGCCCUUCAAGUGCAAUGUGUGCACGAAGAGCUUCACCCAGUUGGCGCACCUGCAGAAGCAUCAUCUGGUGCACACGGGCGAGAAACCGCAUCAGUGCGACAUCUGCAAGAAGCGUUUCUCGAGCACCUCCAAUCUGAAGACCCAUCUGAGGCUGCACAGUGGUCAGAAACCAUAUGCCUGUGAUCUCUGCCCGCAGAAGUUCACACAGUUUGUGCAUUUGAAGCUGCACAAGAGGUUGCACACGAAUGACAGGCCGUAUGUGUGCCAGGGUUGCGACAAGAAGUACAUUAGUGCAUCUGGCUUGAGGACCCACUGGAAGACCACCAGCUGCAAGCCCAACAAUCUGGAGGAGGAGCUGGCCAUGGCAGCAGCAGCUACAUCGGAGUGUUUGGAUAAAGACCAUCCCGAACCGGACUCACGAGAAGCGUACGAGCAACUGACGCAGCACAUGCAUCCGGCGGUGCAUCCGGGAUUGAGGCACCUCUCGAGUGGAGGGCAAUCACCACCACGCUUGAUACCCCUGGGCAAUCACAUGGCGCCACAACAGCAGUCGCAUCAGCAGCAGCAGCAGCAACAGCAUCAGCAGCAGGGCGUGCCACCGCCCCACUUGCUGAUGACGCAACAUUCAGUGGGUCCGGCACCCAUGCUGCUGACCACCGCCAGCCAGUUGCCACCACCGCCGCCACAUCAUCAGCAGAACUCGCCAAGCCGCCUGCUGCAACAUGGCCACCCACAUCCGUUGCAGCAGAUGCAACAACAGCAGCAGCAGCAGCAGCAGCACUCGCCCAAGGGACUGAAAUCCCUGCCAGAAUCGGGGGUGUAUCUGCAUGGACAGCAUGUGCAGGCGCAGGAGAGCAGACCAUCGGUCAUUGAGUCCUCCAACCAGCCCAUGAUCAUCGAGUGCACGUAGAAGGUACACGGUACAUGGAGCAGCUGCAGACCAGACCAGGAAGUGAUGGAAUCCAAGUGCAAUAAAAUUAAUUAGAGUUAAGCGACAGACAGGCAGACAGACAGACGUUAUCCCUUUCGAAACAAAAAGGAUAACAACAACAACAACAACAACAAAAUAACGCAGCACAAGUAAACGUAAACGGUAUUAUUAUAUAGUUGUAUAUAGUUAGAGAUUCCCACGUAAAUUUUUGAUCCUCCUUAAAACCUGAAAUUGAAAUUGAAAACUCAUUUUCGCGCUAUGAAAACUAGAUCUCACCAAUUGGCAAUCCCAUGAAUUCUUCUUCUCAUCAUUAUCAGCAUGGCAGGAGAGCACUAAAGGCAUAUUAUUUUUGAUAAAUAUUUUAUAUAUAUACACCGAACAUAUAAAACGGAAGUGAAACAAAAUUGGUUAACAGAAAGCGAUUGUUAAUGGGAAAAAUAAAUGGAGCCGGCAGCAGAUGAGAAUUUUGCAUUAAAAAAAACUGUGAACGAGAGAAAGAAAAUGCAUUUACACUUGACUUUCGAUGAUUUUCCAGUUCUGAUUUGUUGUCUCACCCUCGCUGUUUGUUUGUUUGCUUGUUUGUUUGUUUGUUGAGGCGCGCACCUUUAGAUGUAGAUUACAUAUUAAAGAGUUAAAGGAUAAAUAAGGAUAAAUUUACAUACAAUACAUAGAUUCAAGUUGCCUUAUUUGAAUUUCGUUAGCACUGAGAAAUCCGCGGAAAGAACAACACAGUAACCGAAAACAUUUCGAACAUCUCUGUUCAGUAAGAACGGAAAUCUGCAAAGCUUAUAUACGUAUUUUAUAUAUGAAUAUAUCAUUAUUAUACAUACGAGUAUAUAUACAUAUAUAUAUAUAUAUUUAUAUGUAUUUUAUCAUAUAUAUACACAAACGGAAAUGCAGCAACAAACAAAUGAUAGCAAAACUGUAAAUAGAAGGAAAUCUUAUUUCGGCAUCUGUUGAACUAGUAUCGCCUAGCUAUAUAUAAUUACGUAGACCUCUAGGGAUUACCAUUACCAUUAUCAUUAUUAUGAUUACUAUGAUUAUUACGGAAAAAGAAGAUAUAAAAACUAAGCAACAAACAAAAGAAAAAAACGUAAAGAAAACUUAGCUGAAAAAUCGGUGCUUUUGACUGUUUCCAUUUGUCCACGUUUACAUUUACGAUUGUAUUUGUACUUCGAAACAUAUGAAUUAUAUUGUAAACCACACUAAAUAUAUAUAUAAAAUAUAUACAGGUUAGUAUAAAACUCUAGGAUAUUUCCCCACAAGCUACUUUGCGCCUUAAACAUUCAACCUUCCUCCAGCUCCUUUAAGUCCUUUAACUCCUUUCAACACAAACAAAAAAAAAACGGAAUCCAAAAAAUUUGCUCGUAUUGUACUUUACCAAAAUUAUGCUCUCAAUUAGUCUUCGUUUUCGUCUGAAUAUUAUAUAUAUAUUAAAUCUUUAGCUAAACAUAAGCUUAUAAUCUUAAUGAGGCUGACUAGCUUUAAGUAUCCACAUAAAUCUAUUAAGCGCAUAUUAAUUAAAUUAGCCACUAAGCUCUGUAUAUUAAAGGCUGAGUCCCAGAACUCGGCUUCGAUCUGUAAGACACAACACCAAUUCGUAAUGAUUAAGUAUUUGUCUUGUAAAGUACGAGAUACGGGGGUGGGGAGUUCGGGAAAAUUCUAAGGAAUUCCGAUAACUGAGACUAAGACUAUGCAAAAGUUUUUGUAUUUUUGUAUUUGAUACAAAGCUAGCAGGAGUUAGGAAUGGAGUGACGAUGAGAUGUUUUAGCCACGUAAUAUCUAGUUUAAGCUAGCCCUAAGAUUUCUAAGCAUAUGCAAUAUUUAUACGCAUAAUAUUUCUAAAAAAAAAAAAACAAAAAAAGCAAAACGCAGAAAAGAUGAGACAAGCCUACAUACAUGGAAAAUAUAAAAGAAGAUAAUCAAAAUUAUACAAAAAACACAAAAUUGAUUUUUUAUUUCUCCUUUGGUUUUAAACUCACAUUUGUUGGUUGUGCAAUCAUCUAAUUAUUAUUUUUAGUUUUGUGCAAUAGUUCGCGAAUUUAUGUUUAUCUUUCUUUUUUCGCCAUCAUUUAAACGACUUGAAAAACUUUUUAGACAGUUACAAAAAUCUACUAAAAUAAGCGACAUACAUAAUACUUUCCUAUUUGUGAGACUGAAUGAAUUACUAUAUAUACAAUACUCGUAACUCAUAGAAAACAAAUCCAAGCUCCAUCAGCAGCCCCAUCUUAUAGAGGGUCUGCGAGGUGGACUCCAUGGAAACCCAGACAUUUCGAUAUAUAUUUUACCGAACCUUUUGUUUGUGCAAGCAUUGUAAUAUAUUACGAUACGAAUAUGAAUACUUCUAGGCAUAUAGAUAUAUAUUUAUACAAAGCACACAUACAUACGUAGUCGUAGAGAGCUAUAGCUAUAGCUAUUUAUACAUACGAACAACCAAUGGCCCAUGGUUAAAGCGCCCAACUUUGUACAGUAAUUGAAAUCUGUUUCAGGAUUCAAGGAACGUGACGACACAACGUAAAUUUAAAUGGAGAAUAAAUGACUGCUUCUUAGUGUUAUAAGUGACUCUGAUUUAGGUCGAACACACUCACUCACACACACACACCCACAUACAGAGAAAAACACACAUACACACAAAUGAUUCAAGGAUCAAUUCUAGAAAUCAAAUCCAAAUAUAUAUUCCAUUAUAUAUUCAAUAAGUCUAUCGUAUACCUUUAUUGCAAUCAAUAUUUCAAAUGUAUGAAUCUAUAUAAUUACAAUUAUCUAUAGUUCAGCCCUAUAUAGAACAUGUAGAGCCUUUGUUAUACGUAUGUAUGUCCUAUGAAAUUGUUUCCCCAUUCUCUCUCUCCCUCUCUCUCAUAUACACAAAAUGUACAAAAUUGGUUCUCAUAAAUAAUUAAAAAUUAGUAAAAAGAAACAAAACAAAAAACGCAGCGAAUUUCAUUUGCAAUCAAAGCGAAGCCCAAUUAAAAAAUGCAAUUAAAUGUAAUCAUUUUAAUAUUCGAGAUGGAGAUUGAGUUUCUGUUUAAACCCACUUGAAAAAAUAAAUGUUGAUUUAUACGAGCCUCAAGGUAUAUACACGCUUAUAUAUCACUCACCUCUUAUACCACAAUAAACGAAAUAAUUGACUAUAUGCAUAUUUAUACGCCAAUUACAUGCGAAACAUCUUAAGAGAAAGCAUUGAAAAAAAAACCAAACCAAAAUCGAGCAGAAAACAAGAAUUAUCUAAUUAUUUGAAUGCAACUUAAAUUCCUAUUAAUUAUAUAUGAAAUAUCUCUAUAAAAUAUCUCUAAAGAAUCACAAUUAAUAACAGUACGAAAAGAAUGAAUAAAUACAAAAAUAUUUCAUACUAAAA